This is a messenger RNA of Labeo rohita (rohu), 2479 nucleotides long. RefSeq names its product ring finger protein 115b (gene rnf115b). The coding region runs from base 58 to 978 and encodes 306 amino acids. Gene Ontology annotation, biological process: protein ubiquitination; positive regulation of DNA-templated transcription; ubiquitin-dependent protein catabolic process. The record is from RefSeq and is a predicted model, not a curated record. NCBI's taxonomy places the organism in Eukaryota, Metazoa, Chordata, Actinopteri, Cypriniformes, Cyprinidae. Gene Ontology annotation, cellular component: nucleoplasm; cytoplasm. The transcript is spliced from 9 exons. Gene Ontology annotation, molecular function: ubiquitin protein ligase activity.
CUCCUUUCCAAGUACGAAGCGUAACGUCAUAGUUCCAGCAGCUUUUAGUGAGUGAAGAUGGCGGAGGCCGCAGCCGCUGCUCCACGACACCGGUUCUUCUGUCAUUGCUGUAAAGGUGAAAUCGACCCAAAGCUGCCUGAAUAUGUUUGCCCCAGAUGUGAAUCUGGCUUCAUUGAAGAGGUGUCAGAGAAUUCAAGUCUUCUUCAGAGACGUGAUGUUGCUGCCGCUGCAGGUGAUGACAUGGCCUCACAGUUUGCGGAGCUGUGGCAGCUGCUCUUCAUGGAACAUUCAGCCCUCCUCUCCGACCCCACCGUCACAGAUGCGCUCCGCAGCCGUUCAGGGGUCGAGGCAGCAGUUGCCGAUCUUGCCUCUGGGACAGCGGGACCUGUAGCGUCCGUGGAGACGUUGUCAGACUGCACAGAGCCUGUGCUCCUCCCUCAACAAAACAGCCAGCAACGAAACUCUAGACUGGAUCAGGGACAGGCUGUGGAGGGGAUUGUCCAGCAGUUUCUAGCUGGUCUGUUUUCCAAUUCUGACAGUGCAAGUUCCCAAACCUCCUCAUGGUCUAACAUGCUGCACUCGAACCCUGGAGAUUAUGCUUGGGGACAAGGAGGUUUGGAUGUGGUCAUCACACAGUUGCUUGCUCAGUCUGAAAACACCGGCCCCCCUCCUGCUGCGAAGGAGAUGAUCUCAUCUCUCCCCACCGUUAGCAUCUCCUCAGAACAGGCUGCAUGCCGGCUGGAAUGCCCUGUGUGUAGAGAGGAGUACUCUGAAGGGGAAUCUGUCCGACAGCUGCCCUGUCUGCACUACUUUCACAGCAACUGUAUCGUGCCCUGGCUACAACUGCACGACACCUGCCCUGUCUGCCGGAAAAGUCUGGAUGGUGAAGACCGGGGUUUCCAGCCACAGAGAAGACCUCCAGGGGCAAUUCAAUCACCGGCGAAUGCAGAGGAACGCAGCACCUUUGAGACUCUUUAGCCUCCUUUUCCUUCCUUUAUUAUUCUGAUCAGUCGAAGAAUGAGAGAAGCACCAUUGCUUCAUGCCCCUAAAAAGAUCUUCCUGUCAAGUGCCUUUUAUGUCAAAAGACAUUUUAAUCGAGGUAGACAAACCUCUUUCACUCAGUAUCUGUCUGAUUAGCAUUUUGUGAAGUAUAAUUGUGCCCAAACUCCCACCAACGACGUUUACAGUCCAACCUGAGCUUUGUAUUUGAACAUGUGACACAUAUAAUCAAUUUGAAUAAUUCCAGGAUGGAACAAACGCAGUCUCUCAGGUGGGCCGCAGGACUGGAGCUCACAAGCACUGAGAUAGAUGAUACAGAUGUCUCAGGGGAUGCAGUUCAAGUUGCAUAUGCAUAUUUAAUGACACGGCACACGUUUACCCUAUAGCUUCUUCAGAGCUCUCGUUUUAAUACCUCACAAUGAAAUAAGCGCACAGUUUACUUUCCCUUACCUGUCGACAGAUGACAUCUGCUCCGCACAUGCCUUUACUCACAUGAAGGCGUCGUGAAAACGCAAAGAUUUAGGUACCUGCUCAAGUUUUGCACUGUGAAACGUUUUGUCUGUGCUGUACGUGUUUUAGAUUGAUAGUUUGCACUGAUGUUUUCUGUUUGGCGUUGGUGUUUUGAAGAUUUGUGUGUUCUUGUGGAUGGAUAAAAAAAAAGAAUCGUAUUUAUUGUAUUCACAUGUUUUAGAACUAUUCUUGAUGAUCCUCUUGGUGCUUUUGUCCUAAUUCUCAGGGUUCCUCAGCUGCUCCAUAUUUUGAGACACAGUCCCACUUACAAGAAAGUUCACUUCACAAUAUGGCCUUUGAACAUUUUGAGUGUCAUUUGGAAUCACACAGGCAACGGUAAAAUGUUUACAAGAAAAAAAUGUUACAUUAAAUAACCAGAAAAAGGCGCAUAACUUUACAGAGAAGCCAACCUGUUACAUACUGCACUCUUAAACAAAUAAACCAAUAUUUGUUUUUAAGAGAAAUUUUGUGAAUUUUAGGUGUCGAAGCCUAUGAACUAUAAUGGGUUUUUGAUAGUGAUAUUUAAAAUGCAGGGUGGUUGAUGGCAAUAUAAUGCUGAUAUAUUAUAAAUAAUCCAGCCUGAUGGUGAAAAAUGAGACAAAACGGUGUAAUUUAGAUUUUGAAUAUUUAUUUGACAUAAUAUUUAAUAAUCUCAGAAUGGCCAAGUCCUUUAUUAAGCCUUGUAUGGGAUUGAAUAAGUUACUUUAUGAUUAAUUAAUGAUUAAUGUCUUUCUAGGAAGAAAUUCAUUCUUUUAUUCAGCAAGGAUGCAUUAAAUUGAUUAAACGUGAUAGUAAAGAUAUUUAUAGUGCUACAAAAAAAUUCUAUUUCAAAUAAAUGCUGUUCUUUUGGACUUUUUAUUCAUCAGAGUAUCAUAAUGUAUUACAGUUUUCAACAUUGCUAUUUAUAAGAAAUGUUGCUUGGGCACAAUAUCAGCAUAUUAGAAUGAUUUCUGAAGGAUCAUGUGACAUU